This is a messenger RNA of Suillus paluster, 1012 nucleotides long. RefSeq lists its product as uncharacterized. The coding region runs from base 257 to 754 and encodes 165 amino acids. The transcript is spliced from 4 exons. The record is from RefSeq and is a predicted model, not a curated record. NCBI's taxonomy places the organism in Eukaryota, Fungi, Basidiomycota, Agaricomycetes, Boletales, Suillaceae.
GAACGGCAUUCUGCCUUACCAGUUGGCAUCAACUUCUCACCGUCGCUAGCACUGGUUUCCUUCAGUCAUUCUCGAAGUUCUUCCUGCUUUGUUUCGUCACUUCCCUGCUCACGAAGGGUGCCAGGUUCAUGCGAGUUUCUGAAACCUGGGCGCUCAGAACCAUGGACGAGAAUGUUUUUUUUUGGCCUCAUGGCUUAUGGGCGCUACACAGCGCUUAUAUACACACUGCAUUGGAUAGUACCCAACCCACCCUCCCAUGGAAGCGGUCGACAGCUCUAUCAAAUCACCGCGUAUCUUACGCUGCCCGGUAAAAAUGAUUGACAAGGCAACUCUUCAGACUGCCACAUAUAACAUCAAGCAUAUUGCUACCGGGCAAUACGUUACUCUCAAGGACACUAUGAGAAAGUCAACUUUGAUUGCCCUCCACGAUAGCCAUUUCGAACGUCUUGCAUGGGUUCUAGACAAGCUGGCUGGACUAAAAGACACGUAUCAUGUUAGGAGUUUCCUUCAGAACACUUUUGCUCGGACGGGACAAUUUCCCACAGCGGGAGCAGAAAUUGUUUCCGGGACGGAAUCAUAUCCGUGGUUGAUUCGUCCUGCUGCAAGUGAUUUUGGUGACAUCUACCUCAUUUCUCCAUACUCAGAUCCCUCACUCUAUUGGACCAUUGUGAAGACAAGGGAUGGCACCAAUGCUACACUGACCAACAAUCCAAAACAUCAUGUAUACUGGCAAUUUGUUAAAAUGUCUGCCUGAGUGCAAGCUGGGAGUUGGGUGGAUUGUGACCGCGGGUCUGGGGUGGUGAAUGUAGGAUGGGGUCUGAGUGUGAGGGGUCCGAGUCGGGGUCACGUCCAGCCAGCUUUCAGCGGAAUUUCAUGUACAUAUUUUUAUUUAUGCAUUCCAAAUUUUGAUUCAAAUGCUGAUCAAUCAAGGCUGUCAGAUCCAGGCUAAGUAGUCCCGUUGCUUCCAUUUGUUGUGUGGUUUUGGACAAUCUUAUCGCAUUUCAUGGUGCCC